Molecule: messenger RNA, 2310 nt
Organism: Maudiozyma saulgeensis
Lineage: Eukaryota; Fungi; Ascomycota; Saccharomycetes; Saccharomycetales; Saccharomycetaceae
Source: the annotation of a GenBank genome assembly
AUGAUUAACCAAGAUAGCACGAUGGACCAAGACUCUAAUGGACUUUUAAUGGAUGUUGAUAAUAUGGAUUUCUUGGAUGGCCUAGACAAUGGGUCCGUUAAUACAAAAAAUGAGAAUAGUGACGACAGUCUCGAUGAAUCUCUAUCGAUUAACGGAAGUGAGGAAGAGCUCUAUCAAAGAGAUUCUAUCACAGGUGAACUGGUAAUGAAUUUGACCAAGAAAUAUGACCUCCCACUCAAAAAGGGUGAUAAUGGCAAACUAAAAUUUAAAUUGAGUAAUUUGGGCGCUUACAAUUUGGCCUAUGUUACUGGUAAAGAGAAUGAAAAGUUGUACCCAGUUAGCAUCCCAAACAUGGACAAUAAUAAACAAUAUUAUAAGUACAUAACCAAGUCAUUUCAAAUAUAUCAAGAAUUAGGAGAACACAGAUCUUACGAUAUUCCGACAAUUGGAGUAAUUAAUUCAACCUAUCAGAAGGAACAUAUCGCUAGUGUGAACCUAGCAAUGGAAGCCAUAUUUUCAGAGCUAGAAUAUUUCCUUAAUGAAAUUAAAGAUGAAAAAAUAUCAAUUGAUAGAUAUAUGAAUUUAGAGGAUUCUAUGAUAAUACUUCAAUGUCUAAAGGCAAUUCAUUUCACAUUGGAUACACCGGAUGAAGAGAAAAAACGAGAAAAUUUUAUUAUUGGUUUGAUUGAAUGGGUCAAUCGUUCGGACGGGGAACCGAAUUCUGACUAUAUCAGCCGUGUGUUCAGUACUGACAACUUGGAGAAGCCAGUUUUCCAAACCAAUUUAUUUUGGACAUUAUUGAAUCAGUUACUUCUUAGGGGGUUAUUUGAACAGGCAAUUGGUUGUAUUGAAAAGUCCAGAAUUCUAGCUAUCUUGAAGGAUAUAUGUCAAGUAUCUUAUAAUGCAUUAUCUGAUUUAAUUGCACUCCUUAAUCGUUAUCCAGUAGAUUCCGAUGAAUCUUUUAGAGAAUGGAAAGCGAUGGUUCUGGAAUUGAGUCAAACAUUUUCAAACAGUGAAACAAAUGUAUCUGGUGAAUUACGUGAUUAUAUAGAAGAUACAUUAUUAUUAGUUAGUGGUGAUAGAUUCAAGAUUCUAAACUAUUCCAAGACAUGGUACGAAUCCUUUUGUGGGUUUAUUCUAUAUUAUAUUCCAACAUUGGAGCUUGCUGAUGAAUACCUAAAACUCUCUGUAGAAAGGAAUGCCAUCGAUAUCACAAGUAACUGGGAAGAAUGCUGUGCAUCAAUUAUCAAGGGUAAUAUAUAUUCCAUUUUCCCUGUAUUAGAAUCAUUAGAUAAUUGUACUGCUACUUUCACCGCUGCGAUCUGUGAGGCAAAGGGUUUACUGGGAAAUUUAUAUGCUAACGAGGAUGAAGAUAUUGACUUAAUGAGUCAGCAUGAAGAUGAUAAUGUGUUGUCUGAUUUGUUAUCUCAAAAGAAUGGUAUUGCUUAUUAUAUGAUAUAUAAUUUUGCCUUUGAAUUAUGUUCGUAUGAUAAUAAGGAUUUAUGGCCAGUUGCAAUAGGUCUAAUAACAUUUGUUCCAGUGGUAAAUUCUAGUACAAAGAGAAUGACGAUUAGUGAGUUACUACAACAUUAUCCAUAUCAAACAAAUGAUGAUAUUGAAUGGCUCUUGAGUGUAUGUGCACAAUGGAAGCUACCAUAUGUCAUAAAAUCAUUAUUUACAAAACUUGGUAAUUCGAUGAUGUAUGAAGGCAAGACAAUUGAAGCCAUCACUAAUUUUAGUAGGGCCAGUAGAUUUGAUCUUGUUAAACAAUACUCGUGGACUCUAUUUGAGGCAUCUAUCAUAACAGGCAAACCUUUAGAAGAUGAGGUCUUAACUGCAAUUGUUCAAGGAAAUGAAAAUACAUUGGGUGAAACAGGAAUUGUAACACAAGAUAUACUGAAUAGUCUAGUGACAAAUGCAAUGAAACAGACGUUGUCGCCGUAUGCUGUCCUUUUCAGAUUUUAUAAGGAAGUCGAGGAACAGAAUUGGUCCAUAGCAUUAGAAUUGUUAAUUGAAUUAAUUACUUUUAAGCACUUGCCGGAUCAUUAUUUGGUUUUGUUAAUAACAAAGUUUUUAUACCCAAUUUUCCUCCAAGAUAAUUCUAAGCUAAUUAGUGAGAGCAAAGUUAUUGACAUAAUCGAAGCUAUUGAAUUGAAAUGGGAUUCGAAUAAUGAAAAAUCACAAAAUAGCUUCGAUGUUGUGCUUGAGGCAGAUAAGACACUGGAGAAAACCCUAGGUGACUCUUUGGAUGACGCUCUAAGAGAAAUAAGAUCCAAGCUCAACUAUAAACUAUGUCAAGAAUUCAUGUAG